Molecule: messenger RNA, 1975 nt
Organism: Sebastes umbrosus (honeycomb rockfish)
Lineage: Eukaryota; Metazoa; Chordata; Actinopteri; Perciformes; Sebastidae
Product: macrophage mannose receptor 1-like
Exons: 6
Coding region: 533-1513 (326 amino acids)
Source: RefSeq, a predicted model, not a curated record
CACAACAAUUCUUAUUUUCAGGUGAUUACACACUAAAGAAAAUAUACCCAUUAAACUUAAAUUCCAUUUCUGAGAAUAGAUCUCCCUUAUUGUUACACACUGGCCCUUUAAGUAUUCAUCUUUAGUGUGCCCUUCAAAUGGAUUAGAACAAAGUUUGCAUUUAUCUUAAUCCAGAGUCUGCAUGUGUUUUACAUGCUGCGGAAGAACAAUUUGCACAGAUCAGUGGGUGUGACAAACACACACACUUGAACCUGCAUGAAUAGUUUGAUAAGAGUGUGAUAAGUUGAGAAUGUAAGUCAAAGAAGGUCAGGUUUUGAACAAGGGAGGAGUGUGGUGAGAGAGCAAGAAAAAACGAACAGAACAAAAAUAACAACAGAUAUUAAUUUCAAAGGAGAAAGAAAGACAACGUUUUUGCUCCUUCUAGUGAGUUUUUCACCAGGGUACGUUUUCACCACUUGCGACACUCAAAUAGGAGACGUGAAUGAAGACCAUUAGGAGAUAAACACAGACAAAUGCAAUAAUCCACGGACUGAUGAAGACUCACAAAACAUUAGAUAUGGAUCGAAUCAUAAAUCUAAUUCUACUUCUUUCAGGGCUGUGUUCUCUAUCUUCAUGUGCACUCCAUUCCACGUAUGCCAUAUACACAUCUCCAAUACCCUGGCAAGAGGCAGAGAUAUACUGCAGAGAGAAAUGUUUUGGCAUGGCCAACCCAGACGACAUGGACAAGAUGGAAAUGGUUCUCAAAGCUCUUGGGGACCAAUACUAUGAUGCCGCGUGGAUAGGACUUCGGAAAGGGGGUACUGAAAGGUGGCAUUGGUCUUUGUCAGACAGAGCUCUCUACACGGGGAACGAAAGAAACUAUCGAAUUUGGGCAUCAUCAAGUAAUUCAGACCCGUGUGGAGUUAUCAAAAGUGGGAAACUGAGUACACAUUUGUGUGGAAUCUUUCGAAAUUCAAUUUGCUUUGAUGGAAGUAAACAAGGUCGAGAUCAGUACAUUCUCAUUACAAAUGCUACGAUUUGGCCUGUUGCCCGAGACUACUGCAGAGCACACUACACAGACCUGACCAGUGCGAGGAAUAUACCAGAGUACAAUACACUCCAUGAUGUAGCCGGUGACCAGGAGGUGUGGGUCGGCCUCUUCAAAGACAAGUGGGAGUGGUUAGACAAGUCGGACUCGUCGUUUAGAUACUGGAACUUAGACCACGAGAUCCAUGCUCCAACUAGCCAAGUCUGUGGUGCUUUGUUCAAGAGUCACUCUGGUGGAUGGGGGGAACGGCCGUGUGGAGAACCAAACCAGUCCGUCUGUAAAUGUCCCGUUGUGAGCAUCAUCAAAGUGAGGAUCAGCUCACAGGACUCGGUGCUGGAGCAAAACGACCCUGCAAUGCAAGACGACAUCUUGAAGCAAAUCAUGGCGGAGCUGAAGAAGAAAAAUGUGUUGGGUGUUUCCAAAUUACGAUGGAAGAAGCAUCCUGAUGGGAGAGUUUUUAACAAGGAACCUCAAAGAAGUGGCUGAAGAGAAAAGAAUCAGAGAGGCAGUAAACAAAAUACCCAGCCAUAAAUGUACACACUUCGAGGCCACACUUAUCAAUUGUAAUAUUAGCAGUGAACAUUUAACAUUUCAUUUACAACAUUUAAGCAUGCACUAUCAUGACAUUGGGCCCUCACACACACACACACAUUAUUAACAUUAUGUAGCAGUUAUAUUGAUUAUUUUGGUAUAUUUAUAUGCAGUGAAUCAUACCAUUAUCUUUAUAUGAUUUGUUCUAGUAUGUUCUAGUAUGACAAUGUACUGCAGUUCUGUGUGUGGUUUGUCCAAGUAGUGUUGCCGUACCCCAGCAGAAGCCGUUGCUUGACUCUGCAGGGCAGGCUAUACAUAUACUCUGUAGGACAGGUAGAUUUAUUCUUGUAAUAUCAUGACUUUAUUCUAAUUAUAUUAUGACUUUAUUAUUGGAAUAUUACAAUUUUUUUCUUGAAA